CAUAGCUACUACUGGAUAUAAAUGUGUAAAACAUACUCAGUCAUUGAGUUGCCGCUUCGUGAAAUGUAGACCACCUGGAACGCGUCCCCAUUCUAUGGUACUGUAGUUUGAUGACGCGGUAACUAUACGGAAGUUGUAAACAUGGAGCUCCCCACCGCGGACGGCCUGUCUGCACCUCUGCCUGGAAGAUGUGCUUUUUACGUGGAAAAGAAAAAACGAUACUGCAAAAUGAUAGUUGGAAGUGGAAAAGCAUAUUGUGGGGAACAUGCUAAUGCGGAAAAGGACUGUGAGAAAAAAAGAAUACCAUGUCCUCUGGAUCCAAAACACACUGUAUUCGAAGACCUUUUAGCAAAACAUCUGAAGAAGUGCAACUCCAGAGAGAAACCCAAACCUCUGUUCUAUGUGCAAGAUAUUAAUGCUGGACCAGCCAUUGUUGAGGACACCCCCAAAGAUGAGGUACCUUUAUCAGAUCGCAGCAAAGCAGAGUUGAACCUGCUCAUAAAAAAACUGAAGACUGCCGUCAAAGGGUUCAAAUGCAAACAUGAAGAAAAUAUACAAUCUCACCCUGCUCUCCAUGAAGCUUUGAAUGAUCCAAAGAAUGGGGACUCUGCGUUCAAACACCUGAAGCAACAGGCGUCCCUUUUAGGAAACAUGGAGGAUUUGCACCUGCUUGGACCUAACAGGUGUUUUGUUGAGUUUGGUGCAGGGAAAGGCAAGCUUUCCCACUGGAUCCAUGUCGCUCUGAAAGCCCAUGACGACAUCCAUUUCCUGCUUGUGGAAAGAUCAAGCGCUCGUUUUAAAGUAGAUGGCAAACACCAAAAUUCUGAUACCAAAUUUGAAAGACUACAAGUGGAUAUUCAGCACCUUGAUUUGCGUAAAGUUCCUCUCCUCCAAGAAAAGGGACUUCCAGUGGUUGGAGUGGGCAAACACUUGUGUGGCGCAGCAACAGACCUUGCUCUUCAAUGCCUACUGGGCAACCCGGAGGCUGCGCCCCAUGGGAUCGAAGAUCAGCCACCCAGCAAGCGUUCAAAGCUCCAGCAGCAGCCUGGAGAGUCUACAGGACCGGAGCUACAGCCCAUUCCCAGGGCGGCAGGGGAGACUGCUGCUGGCCAGGAGCUGAGGGUAGGUGGGGUGGCCAUCGCCUUGUGCUGCCACCACCGCUGUGACUGGAGGCAUUAUGUAGGCAAGGAGUUCUUCAAGGAGAAAGGACUAGGUGCCUCUGAGUUCGCUGCCUUCCUGCGCAUGUCAAGUUGGGCGACCUGUGGCUCGAGACAAGCAAGACAGACCUCUCCACCACAAGGUCAAACUGACCAAACGUUUGAGGAAGAGGAGCACGAGGCGACAGAAGAGGCUGAACUAGACAGCUUGGAAGGAGUGUUGAAUGCUGAGGACCGUGAACACAUAGGACGCCUGUGCAAGCUGCUGAUUGACCAGGGCAGGGUUCACUUCCUGCAGCAAAAGGGAUUUGACUCCCGCCUACUCUACUACACCAGCUCAGACGUUUCUCUAGAAAACGUGUUGCUAACUGCACUUCCCGCCUCGCGGUGAAAAUAAAUUCCAUUGACAGUGCAACAUGCGCGGUGCACGGACAGCACAACUCUCUAUUUUGAGCAGUGCUAUUUAUCUUGAUACUUUUCCCUUUUUUUUUAAGCCAAGAAAGCAAGCAACCUGUUUGCAGUUACAGAAAACAGACUGUUAACAGAAGAAAACAGAUUGGCAACAGAAGAAAACAGACUGGCAACAGAAGAAAACAGACUGGCAACAGAAGAAAACAGACUGGCAACAGAAGAAAACAGACUGUUAACAGGGCAAAAAGCUCAGGACAUAGCAGACAAGACUAUGGUUGGAGUCAAUUCCAUUUAAAGUGUAGUCAAUUAAUUUUUGUAAAUUAUUUUAAAAAUGUCCAGGAAAUUUAAGUGGAUUUGACCCCAAUGUUGGACAAGUUAGAUUUCCCAAAAAGAUGAAGAAAUGCUCAGAAGGACAUGCUUGACAAGACCAGGCCGUCACCACACGGAGGACGAGACGCUGUCCACAACGGACAAGGCAGGAACCGACAGAGGCCAACAUGAAUGACUGCUACAGUAGGUCACAAUGACGGUGCAGAUUCUGCCACAGCUUCAAGGAUCACAUUUAGUUCUGAGGUGUAGUUUGACUCAGGUGCUGAAACAGACAUUUCAAAAGGACAGUGUCAUUAAAGAGCAAUUCCGGGGGGGGGUCUACAAAAAUGCAAAUACCUUUUGGCAUGAUUUGUUCCAGGAACAAUUAGUAAUAUCCCUCAUAAAUAUUCAUAGUAGUCAGCAAAUGACAACGUGUCUUGGAAGCUAGCUAGUGAGUCAAACUGCACUAGAUGGCACCGUUCGCUUUGAUACAGAACGUAACGUUAGCUGGAUGAGUUGAGGACUUUUCUCACCUCUUGGACUGUGAGUGGUAACGUUAGCAUGUUUUUCUGCGUGCAUUUAACUGGAAUAAACGUUUCAAUAAGAUGUCAGCUUACCCUGCUAUUAGUCAACAGAUCACCAUACAGUUCAAGUACAUAUUUGUUGGUACAUACGAUUUACACGAUGCAUAUUUAGCAUGGCGUUAACUCUUUUCCGUGCCUCCUGGCAGUAGACGCGCAUGAAAUCUCGGCCAAACAUCUCUCUGUCAUCCUCUUCCUCAUCCUCAGAUUUCUUCGGGGCAGCAGGCAGCUCCACUUCAUAUGUUAGAGGGUUGUCUCUGAAAUUCACAAACCUGCAAGUAUAGCGAACAUGAUGAAUGAAGAUUAAUUUGUUUUGAUAUAAAAUACAUUGGUGGAAAUCUUUUGCUAGUUUUAAUAUGAAUAUAAAGCAUUUGUAAAUACAA
Messenger RNA from Salmo salar (Atlantic salmon), 2841 nucleotides. RefSeq names its product tRNA methyltransferase 13 (gene trmt13). Lineage: Eukaryota; Metazoa; Chordata; Actinopteri; Salmoniformes; Salmonidae. Gene Ontology annotation, biological process: tRNA methylation. The record is from RefSeq and is a predicted model, not a curated record.